AGUCGUUCUCAGUGAGGAGAACACACCGAGGAAGCCAGGGGAAUACAGUUUGCCAGAAUAUAAAAGGAUUACCGGAAUGCAUCGAUCUGUGUUGCUGCUCCUUAUGUCGGCCAUUGUGCUAAGUGGGGCAUUUAAUUGCCGAACUUGGGAGCAUAUCACCUCUGAUAUAAUCGGGGACUCUGAAUAUAAUCACCUAUCACCUAUUAUCAGCAAGCGAGCUGCAAAGGACACUAGUAGCAGCAUCUCUGAGGAGCUCACGGAUAGUGUUAAUGAGGAGGUACACGAUGGUAUGAACAGCUCAAUGGAAUCCUCUUCGGGGGAGGAACAGAAACUGAUUGUGGACUCCCAGGAACCCGUGGAGCCCGCUGUCAGAAGGCGCAGGUCGGCUGUGAGGUACAGGAACUUAUAUCUCCUGGCCACUAUUUGCCCAGAUGCUGACUUUAGCGAGCUGGAAAAUGGAAGUACCAUAAGUUCUAGAAUUGAAAUAUCUCAUAUGUACGCGAUUUGUAACGACUUACCUAAAAAAAAUCCCACUUCUAAAUAGAGACAAAAAAAUUCCAAAGUUCCUAUGAAAUUUCUUUCCCCCAGUCAUGUCACCCCUGGCCUAUUAGUCAUCUGCUACGUUAUCAGUAACACCAUUCUUAUCACGACGUUCCUAAAUUUAUGAUGUACUAAUGAGAACUAAAAAUGAAGUUUACAUUCUGGAAAUGAUUUGUAAAACUCUGUUAGCCAUUAAGAAAUUUACAUAUUUACAAAUAAAUAGCAACAAGAUAAAA
Drosophila santomea is the source of this 776-nucleotide messenger RNA. RefSeq lists its product as uncharacterized. Lineage: Eukaryota; Metazoa; Arthropoda; Insecta; Diptera; Drosophilidae. The transcript has a single exon. Bases 77 to 544 code for a protein of 155 amino acids. The record is from RefSeq and is a predicted model, not a curated record.